Linum tenue is the source of this 1612-nucleotide messenger RNA. NCBI's taxonomy places the organism in Eukaryota, Viridiplantae, Streptophyta, Magnoliopsida, Malpighiales, Linaceae. The record is from the annotation of a GenBank genome assembly.
AACAGACACGUAAUCAUCAGCAGUUGAUUAAACGUUUUUCUUCCAAUCCCAUUUUCUAGCACAAGCGACCGGCCUUUCUCCGAUCAUUCCCCUGUGGCGCAUUCGCUUCCUGGUCGCGGCAGAAAUCGUUCGGUUGGCAUCGCGUUCCACUUUGGUUGAAGGAGAGCGAUGAGUCAGGUAUUCGAAGGAUAUGAACGUCAAUACUGUGAGCUUUCCGCUAAUUUAUCGCGGAAAUGCACCUCCGGAAGUGUCCUCAUUGGAGAGCAGAAGAAGCAGAAAGUUGCUGAAAUUAAAACUGGAUUGGAUGAUGCUGAUGCCUUGAUUCGGAAAAUGGACUUGGAAGCAAGGAGCUUGCCACCAAAUAUAAAGGGAUCCCUUCUUGCUAAGAUACGAGAGUACAAAACUGAUCUAAUCAAUUUGAAGAAUGAAGUUAAGAGGAUUUCAUCUUCUAAUGUCAGUCAGGCUGCCAGAGAUGAAUUGAUGGAAUCUGGAAUUGCCGAUACAAAGAUGGCCCAAUGAGUGUUGAAAAUGGGAGUGAUGCCAGUAUCAUAAGAACUUCUCUGUAAUGCUGGGAGGAAUUGUGCAUUUUGAAAAGGGCUUACACUUGCAUAGCGUUGUAAUGUAGUUGCAAUUAGCAAUAACCAAUAGGGAAAGCUAUGUGGUGCUGAUUUGAGCUAUCUUUAUGUUAACAUUUAUUUGUAGUAAAACAUUUCUGAGGAUGAAACAGGUUUCAACAGACCAACGAGGAAGGCUAUUGAUGUCGACAGAGAGACUUAAUCAAUCCAGUGACAAAAUUAAGGACAGCAGAAGAACAAUGCUGGAAACAGAAGAGCUUGGAGUAUCCAUCCUUCAAGAUCUGCAUCAGCAACGUCAAGCUCUCCUGCAUGCCCAUGGCACGCUGCAAGGGGUAGAUGACAACAUUGGGAGGAGUAAGAAGGUAUUGACGGCAAUGUCAAGAAGGAUGAACAGGAACAAGUGGAUGGUUGGUUGCAUCAUUGCAGCUUUGGUUCUGGCCAUCUUAGUGAUCCUCUAUUUCAAGCUAUUGCGGUAGCCAAGACGAGCGAAUCCAGUUUGUUGUAGUGACAGCCAGCCCCCCUCUGAUUUUCAGCUUCUUCCAAUUGGUGAUAUGUAGUGCAACCCUUGUAUUGCAAAACCGCUUGUGGUUGCUGCGCUGCAUAUAUUGUUCCAACUCUGUCGUUUCAGUUCUCCUCCCAAGGCCUUCCCUUGGCAUCUUGUCGGCCUGUCAUUUGGUUCCCUUCUUUCUCCUUAUCUUUUGCUUGCUUGCCCGGAAGUGGUGUAUGGUGUGAAAAACUGUUGGUUUUGCUAAUACGUCUGUAUGACUGAUCAGAGGAGCCAUAAUUCUCUUUUGCACGUGCACCGAAAUAUUCUUGAGAUUGUCUUCUCGUUUAUUUAAGGCAAAUGAGAACAGGUACCCAUUAAGACCUCCGGGCAUGUCCCUUGGGUUUCCUCGAAAUUGUGUCGGUCACAUAUUCAGCAAGAAAAGAUUGAUUCAUUAAGUGAUGUAGGUUUGUUUUUAUUGUUCAUCGUAAUUUCAAAGAUUUAAUUUUGGGAUCUUGAAGAUCAAUAAUAUUACCGCUAAAUGAAGUUCUUA